CAUCCCUGCUGGAACUAACCAUACCAAACGAACAAUUGAGCGCCGAGCAGACCGAGGUUAUAUAUAAGAGUCGAAACUGUUUGAAGCGUCAGUCAGCUGGGGCGAGAAGGUGGUGCUGCUAAAAGAACAUUUGAAGACUUGACAACAGGCAGCAAUGGUGCAUCGAAAGCCUAUUAGUACUGGUGGUAGAAACUCUGUCUACACCCACACUCGAAGAGGCAUGGCCAUGGGAGGCCAGCCGUCCAGCUCCCCUCAUCUGCCCCUCAGCCACUCAAGCCCAGUGCGUCAACCCAGUAAACCACUUCGCAAAGUCCAGUGGGGAAGCGGAGGACACCACGGCCACUUUGAUGAAAGCAAUGACAGAUCAUCACCCUACUUCUGCUAUUCAAGGGAUACAAAGAGUGCACCAUUGAGCGAUAACUUCGGUAAUCCUAAUAGGAGCCCAGUCGGCAUGAAUUUUGACAGUGAUGGUGGGAGCAUCCUAAGCAGCCCAAACAGUGCUUACAGCAAGUGCAGCAACGGUGGCAAUAGCAAGAAGCCUGUUGGGCGGCCAUCUAACCCUCUACGUUACAAAACUGAACUCUGUAGAAGCUACGAAGAAAAUGGAGAAUGUCGAUUUGGGUCAUCCUGCACUUUUGCACAUGGAGAACGUGAGCGGCGGCGUGUCCUCCGUCACCCAAGAUACAAAACUGACCUCUGUCGAACCUACCAUGGUGCAGGCUACUGCCAGUAUGGUGCUCGCUGCCAUUUUAUUCAUGAUCCAGAAGAAGCUGCUGGGUUUGCUGGCAUGACAGGACACAGACUUCGCACCUGUCUAGAUGGAACUGACAUGACAGUGUUGGCUAACUUGCAACGUUUGUAUUUUUAUAAAUUAGUGGAGGAAAAUUUUGGGAUUUUGAAUACUUCAGGAUAUGGCAAUGAUCAGUUGAACUCUAUUGAAACAUCUCUAGAGUCAAACUCAGCAUCUUUGGAUAUGUUGAACAUUGGUCCAGAUAACUUCUCAGGCAUGACAUCAAAAUCACAACCCUUGGAGAAUGUUUGUGUGACUCCACUAAACCUACCAGAUUCCAUUUUGGCUAAUACAAAGUCCCCAGGGAGAGGAAACAAUCAGAUAUGGAGGCACCCACAUUUUGAUGGUAAUUGGUGGGACAGGGAACUUGAAUACUGUGCACAGUCUUCAGAAUCUGACUUGAAUACUAUGAAUUUUUCCUCUGCUCCUAGAUCAGUUACUUGGAACCCUUAUGAAGUAUCCAAUGGGAAAAAAUCUGUAAUUGGAAAUCCAAUGGAAGUAUCUCGUAGUCUGCUCAUACCAACCGUUUCAGAACUGAUUCAUAUGCCUUGAGCACAUGUAUACUAUUAUCCAAAGCUGUAUCUGAAUUUAAAUUUAAAUAGUAUAACUUGACCUGUGGAGAUGGUGUUUUUAAGGAAAUUCAGUAAGGUUAUGGAUAUAUUUAAUGAUAGAAUUUUAAGUUCAUGUCAGUGGAAUUUAUUAUGGUUUCUUUUUAAUGAUUUUAAAUCAAAUGUUUAAUUUUGAGUAUAUAAUUAAAUCAGAAUAAUUAUUAUAAUUUGUGACAAGCUCUUAAUGAGUGAGUUAAAAAAAUGCAGAGGAAUGACCAAAUGAAAGCUCAAUAAUUUUAUUGCCGGUUAUUGCUUACAACAUUAUGAGUUGCCAAAUAGUUUAAAUUUUAUUGAUUAGGUUAAGGAAAAAUAAAUCUUGUAUCUUUUGCAUCGUGCAUGAUACAGCAAUUAUAUCUUAAAUAAUGUCGACGGCCUUUGUUAUGACACAGAAUGCCCUUUAUGUUAAGAGGAACUGUUCAUAUUGGCACUAUUUUAUGAUUUCUUAUUUUUGUAUAUGUUUUGUGCUCUAUGAAAAUAAUGAAUCUUUUUAGUUAAACAAGGAGGGUAAUGAUUAUAGUAAUGAAACUUCAUGCCAGCCAGCCUUAUUAUGAUGUGCUUUACUUUAUUUAAUUUUUUUGCUAUAUAAUGAAGUUUCUUCAGUAUUGUAAUAAAAAAAUACCCAAGAAAUUUUAAUAGAGAAUAUUUGUGAGAAGUGUUAAUAUAUUGCAGUUGUAUAACGAACCCGUGAAACAGAUAAACAGUGUACGGUGGAAUGUUUAAAAAUUGUUCUUAUUUGUUAAAAUUGUAUCUAACUAAAACAUUUUAUUUCAACUUACUUGGAUACAAGUUUUACAUUUUAGUUCAAUGAAAGAUUCUACCCCUUUAAUAAAAUUAGACAUAAGU
This is a messenger RNA of Eriocheir sinensis (Chinese mitten crab), 2241 nucleotides long. RefSeq lists its product as uncharacterized. Gene Ontology annotation, molecular function: mRNA binding; metal ion binding. The transcript has 3 exons. Lineage: Eukaryota; Metazoa; Arthropoda; Malacostraca; Decapoda; Varunidae. Bases 155 to 1342 code for a protein of 395 amino acids. The record is from RefSeq and is a predicted model, not a curated record.